Messenger RNA from Vitis vinifera (wine grape), 561 nucleotides. Its product is annotated as late embryogenesis abundant protein At1g64065. Lineage: Eukaryota; Viridiplantae; Streptophyta; Magnoliopsida; Vitales; Vitaceae. The record is from RefSeq and is a predicted model, not a curated record. The coding region runs from base 1 to 561 and encodes 186 amino acids. The transcript has a single exon.
AUGACAAGCGACACCGGAUCAGUGCGCCGGAAGAAGAGCCUGAAGUGUCUAGCAUAUGUUGCUGCUUUUGUGGUGUUCCAAACUGGCAUCAUAUUGCUCUUUGUUCUACUAGUCCUGAAGAUCAGAGAUCCUAAAGUCCGCAUCGCCUCCAUCUCUGUGGAGAAUCAGCAUUUCUCUACAAAUUCCUUUAGCAUGGACCUCAAGGCUCGAGUUACAGUCAAGAACACGAAUUUCGGUCACUUCAAAUUCGAUAAUAGUACUGCAACUAUAUCGUAUUUUGGCACUGCAGUAGGGGAGGCAACUAUUCUUAAGGCGAGGGCUAGAUCAAGAUCCACCAAAAGGUUUAACAUAACUGUGCCCAUAUCUUCAUCCAAGGUAAAUAACCAUCGACAAUUGCGUAGGGAUUUAAAUUCUGGGGUUUUGAAUCUGAGCAGCACUGCAAAGUUGAGUGGAAAGAUACAUCUGUUCAAGAUUUUCAAGAAGAAGAAAUCUGCAGAAAUGAGUUGUACCAUGGAGCUUCAUACUAACACAAGCUCCAUUGAGAACUUGAGCUGCAAGUGA